CGUAAUAAACGUCAAAAGUAACGUAAACAACAAAAAAAAAAAUUGCCUUGUAAACCACUUAAUUAAUAUUAAUUUAGGAAUCAUAUAAUUCUUUCUAAAAAAACACAUAAUGUCUGAAUUUGAACCUUUAGAACCAUCCCUUAGAAACAUUAUACAGCAAACAAGUCUCAAAUGGAUAUUUGUGGGGGGCAAAGGAGGUGUUGGUAAAACUACAUGCAGCUGUAGCUUGGCAGUGCAACUAUCAAAAGUACGAGAAUCUGUAUUAAUAAUAUCGACCGAUCCCGCCCAUAAUAUUUCUGAUGCCUUCGACCAAAAGUUCUCCAAAGUUCCGGGCCUCGUCAAUGGUUUUACAAAUUUAUUCGCCAUGGAAAUUGACCCCAAUGUGGGCGUUAAUGAGUUGCCCGAGGAAUACUUUGAUGGGGAAAAUGAAACUGUAAAAAUGAGUAAAGGUGUUAUCCAAGAACUCAUGAAUUCCUUACCGGGAGCAGACGAGGCGAUAUCUUACAGUGAAGUGAUGAAACUAAUAAAAAGCAUGAAUUUUUCUGUGGUGGUUUUCGAUACGGCCCCAACAGGGCACACCCUAAGGCUCCUCACAUUUCCACAAGUGGUAGAAAAAAGCCUGGGAAAACUAAUGAACUUAAAACAGAAAAUCGGCCCCCUUAUAACACAAUUAAGCAGCAUUUUUGGCCUUCAAGAUGUAAAUGUCGAUCAAUUUUCCAGCAAAAUGGACGAGAUGCUCAAUAUAAUAAUGCAGGUGAAUGAACAGUUUAAAAACCCGGAUCAGACCACUUUUAUUUGUGUGUGCAUAGCGGAAUUCUUGUCUUUAUAUGAGACCGAGCGGCUCGUUCAAGAACUGACUAAAGUGAAAAUAGACACCCAUAAUAUCAUUGUCAAUCAAUUGGUGUUUAAAGGCAAAGAUGAACCUCCGUGUAAAAUGUGCAACGCACGCAUUAAGAUACAGGCAAAGUAUCUGGAUCAAAUCGCGGAUUUGUAUGAAGAUUUUCAUGUGGUCAAACUGCCUCUGUUGGAAAACGAGGUUAGGGGUGCAGAGAAGAUUAAGACGUUUUCCGAGUAUCUUGUUAAGGCUUCUGUAUAGUAUUAGGGGGGUCACUUUGGUAGGUAUCGGGAUGUACAGUGAAGGAAAUUAUCCAGUAAGUCUUAUAUAGAUUUUUUUUUUGUGUAUUGUUGAAUUUUUGAUACUCCUUUAUAUCAUCUGAUUUGAAUGGAAAAGGCUCUUUUUGAGAUUAUUUUUUAUAACUUAAAAGCAGGAAGUGUUUAGUGUCAUAUAAAAAAAUUGUAUGCCCAACAUAUUGCGGGAACUUUAUUGUGUUUUUUUGCAUGUCACCAAGUCAGUUUUGUAAAUGUUCUAUGUAUAUUUUUUCUUCCAAGGUUUUAUUUAUAUUGUUCUAAGUUUAUUCUAUUGUACAUUUUGAUUUAGUAAUUGUUUUGUGUAAGUAUCUUUUUACACUCGAAAUUUAUUGAAAUUAAAUUAUUGUUAUUAUGA
Anthonomus grandis grandis is the source of this 1504-nucleotide messenger RNA. Its product is annotated as ATPase ASNA1 homolog. Lineage: Eukaryota; Metazoa; Arthropoda; Insecta; Coleoptera; Curculionidae. Gene Ontology annotation, biological process: post-translational protein targeting to endoplasmic reticulum membrane. Gene Ontology annotation, molecular function: ATP hydrolysis activity; ATP binding. The coding region runs from base 110 to 1096 and encodes 328 amino acids. The transcript has 3 exons. Gene Ontology annotation, cellular component: GET complex. The record is from RefSeq and is a predicted model, not a curated record.